AUGGAAUCUCAAUUCCCCCAAAAAUUAGCAUUGACUAAUAAUUCCUUUCCACCACCCGGGGCAUCCAUUUCGACAAUGAUAGAGAUUCUCAAUAGAUUUUGUCGCUCCAUCGACUUCCCAAUCCGCAUUUUGGGGUGCUCUGUGAAAGCAGGAGGGAACAAUACCAUCAUUCUCUGCUACGCAGUUUUCAACAGCCCCACACAAGCUACACCACCUUCUCCAAUUUCCUGCAUUCUACGAAUCGGGAAAUUACGAUGGAACCUUCACGACUAUAUCGAUCCGGGGAUUUUAGAAAUGGCCGCAUUUCACCACGUCAUGGGAAAGUCUUCACCACUCAUCCCUUCCAUCUACGCCUGGGACGCAACAUGUAGGAAUCUCCUCGGAUGUCCCUAUGUCAUCCAACCACUCAUCGAUGGUCACGAUAUGCAGUCUCUAUACACACCACUUGGUGGCUCACGCGAUCUGAUCUCAACGCGGAUUAACUUCGCUUACGAAGUGGCGGGGUGCAUCAAACACAUUGAAAGUUUUCGAUUCGAAAACUACGGCACUUUUGCAAUCUCCCCACGAAUGCCAGCAAAGUGUUCUGAUCCAAGCUCUCCUCUUAUUUCCGAGCGCAUUGGAUUAUCGCCAAUACCCUGGACUGGGAAUCCAUUCAUGAGAAAAGAUAGCAAAAUCGGACAUUUCCUGAUCGAUAUCUUGUCUUCGCAAUCGGACGAUGCGAGAAGACCGUUGGCAGAGGAGAGACACAAUAUUCUUGUUUCAAUGGCAUAUGGGUUGAAUGAACUAGAACUCACACGUGGGUUGGAACAAGAUCCCGAACCAGCUGUACUUUGGCAUCCUGAUUUUUGGCCGAGGAAUAUCAUGAUGAGGAAGAAUCAGCAGGAUGUUAUGAUCACUGGGGUUAUUGAUUGGGAUGGUGUUAUGGUUGUUCCGAGAAUCAUGACUCGUCGACCUCCUGUGUUUUUGUGGGAUGAAGGGGAUGAUUUGUCGACAUUUGAGAGAAAUGUGAUCAAACAUCACUUUGAUCAGAGGAUCGAACAAUUGUUGCCGGGGUAUUGUGCGGAUGCAUAUUCGGAUUGGGGAAAUAUGACUAGAGCGAUAGGAACGUAUGCGUUGAAGGGUGUUGACUGGAAUUAUUGCCAGCUUUCUUUUGGUGUAUUGUUGGAUUUGUGGAAUGAAUUUGUGGGAAAUGCAUGA
This is a messenger RNA of Botrytis byssoidea, 1197 nucleotides long. RefSeq lists its product as uncharacterized. Bases 1 to 1197 code for a protein of 398 amino acids. The record is from RefSeq and is a predicted model, not a curated record. Lineage: Eukaryota; Fungi; Ascomycota; Leotiomycetes; Helotiales; Sclerotiniaceae. The transcript has a single exon.